UGUUUUCCAUAGUCGUGCGUCAAUAAUUUAUUUGCGUCAAAAUCGAAUUUGGUAUUGGAAUUCCUGUGUAAUUUAAUAUAAGAUUUGCAUUGCGAAAUAGAAUUGCACGUACGUAAUUUUACAAUGUGAUUGUGAUUAUAUCAAGCGUUUCCUCUUCCGUUUAUUUGAAACUGCCUGUUAAUAGGCGGGUCUCGCCUUACAGUCGAAAGUAAAUAAAAGUGUAAUUCAUGAGGUUCUUAAUAGAGUUUAUAAUGCCUCCGUUGAAAAUAACGAAGAACCUGUCGGAGGUGCCUAAAAACAACAACAUAUUCACCGAGGAAUGCGACAACAGGACGGAACACACAUGUAGGAGCUACCUGUCCAAAGUUGUAAACAAUUUAAAUUUGUUGAGAUUAAACAGACGGUUCUGCGAUGUUGAUAUUGUAGCUGGAGAUAAAAUUUUUCAGGCUCACAGGGCCGUUUUGGCGGCCAGCAGCCCCUACUUCCAGGCCAUGUUCACCGGCGGCCUGUGCGAGACGGACAAGCAGUCGGUCGAGUUGCACGGCCUGUCCGCCUACAUAUUCGAAAUCCUCCUCAAUUUCAUUUACUCGGGCGAGGUGUGCAUCAACCAGAACAACGUCCAGGAGCUGAUGAUAGCGGCCGACAUGCUGGAACUCAGCGAGGUCGUCGACGGCUGCACCGAGUUCCUCAUGAAGGAAUUGCAUCCACUGAACGCCAUCGGAAUUUACAAUUUCAGAUUUGCGGAAGACCACAACUGGAAGCAACUGAGGAACGCGUCGAUAGACUAUAUAGAGAAGAACUUUCCGAAAAUUUGCAACGAAGACGAAAUUUACGAGCUGGACAAGGAGGAGUUCAUCAACUUCCUCCGGUCGGAGAACCUGAAGAUCGAGUUGGAAUACGAGAUAUUCCAGGCGGCGAUCAGAUGGAUCACUCACAACCUUUUAGAGAGGAGACAAUACGUUUUCGAAAUACUGAGACAUGUGCGACUACCCUUGAUCUCACCUGGUUUAUUAGAGAAAUCGAUAGCGCAAUGUACUGACGGCAGCUUAAAAAUUGCCCUGAGGUCAGUACACUCUGAUCUUUUGACGCAGAAGGGCUGCCUGGUGCCUUUGGAUGUGAAACCAAGGAAAUGUGCCAAAAAAGACAUUUACGUAAUAGGAGGAUCUAAACGAGAACUCCACAGUGUAUGGGACAGGGGUCUGGAGAUGGAUUACGUCUCUAUCGAAAAGUUUGACACCUUGACAAGGGAAUGGACAAAAGUGCCUGACAUGACAGUCAAUCGUUUGGUGCCAGGAGUGGCGUCGUUGAACGGACACAUUUACGUUGUGGGUGGCGAAGAAGGCCCCAAUAUUUUGAAGAGCUGUGAAAGAUUCGAUCCACAAGAAAACCAAUGGACGUCGGUGGCGCCAAUGCUUGUGUCACGCUGCGAAUUCGGAUUUUGUGCACUAGACGGCUAUCUAUACGCAAUGGGGGGUUGGGUGGACACCGACAUGAGCGGCAGCAUAGAAAGAUACGAUCCGAAGCUGAACGAAUGGGAAUUGUAUGGUAGCCUGCCUGAGCCUAGGUUUAGUAUGGGUCUGGUGUCAUACAAAGGUCUUAUUUACAUGGUUGGGGGAUGUUCAAUGAACGAUCGGAAUCUCAAGGAUCUUAUGAGCUACAAUCCCAUCACAGGCGAGUUUAAAGUCUUACCGUCAAUGUCCAUAGCCAGAUUUCAGAUGGGCGUCGCCGUUUUGGAUGACUACCUGUACGUAGUGGGAGGUACAAAUCGUCAGGAUGUACUUAGUUCCGUAGAAAGAUACUCAUUUGAAAAGAAUAAGUGGUACAAAGUGCCUUCGUUGAAGGCGGCACGCAGCGGUCCCGCAGUCGCCGCAAUGGACGGCCGCCUCUACGUAAUAGGGGGCGCCAAGACGCACGCCACCCCCUUCUAUCGUGCCCAGUGCACCAUCGCCUCAGUCGAGUGCUUCGAUCCGCACACGAACUCGUGGAGCGAUUGUCCGCCCCUGUCGGAAACUAGGGCGGAGGCGGGCGCCGUGGUUAUAUGAUAAAAAUGCGAGGGCGUGCGAUUACUGGCGAAUGAACGGUAGUGCGAACGCGACGGAUGGCGCUAACAGGCUGGCGGAACUAUGUGGGGGUAAGGCUUUAGGGACGGUAAUGUAAACGGAUUUUCAGUUUUCUAAAAUCAAAUUCGUUUGUCUAGCAUUAGUUUUUAAAUUUAUUUUAGUAAAUUCAUAAAGUAAUUGUAGACUAUAUUUUUAUGUAAUUUACCUUUGGCCUGACUUAUUCUUUUAGUUCUAGUUUAUUAAAGCUGGAAGAAUAUGUCAGGGUAAAAUCACAGAAAAUAUAUAUUCCUCUCUCUUUACCGUCUGUAUCAAACCACCAUAUUGUAGAAAACUGAAAACCACGUUUUCAUAAAUACUGUGAGGAUUCUACUCUUGCAGUUAUGUAAUAUAAAUUUGAACAUGAAAAAUACCUCCCAAUGUUCCGGUAUAACUACGCUACAAAACGACAAAAAUAUUAUUGUGAUUAAGAAUAUUGAAUUGGCAAACAGAAUUGGUAAAAAAAUAACUUUUUAACAGGAACAAAAAGCUUUAAGACAAUUAAAUCAGAGAGUGAAAAAAUUUAUAUGUCCCGAAAGUCGCGUAAUGUAACAUUCAAGUUUAAAUAUUUACAAAUUAUUCUUUGACUCACUGAUUUAAUUAGAAGUAUUUAAAAACCAGUUGUAAUAAAAGAACAUUUGAACUUGAUUAAACAGUAGGUUAUGAUGCCUUCUGUUUAAUCAGUAAAGAACUUCUAGUCCUUUGAAAACAUUUAUUUCUCAUACCAAAGAAAAUUGAUUAAACCAACUGUAGAUAAUACAAUAAACUUAAUUUAGUCUUUACAGAGUGAACAUUUUCAAAAUAACCACUAGGGUAUGUAAUAGGUAAUUUGUUAAUGUUUUUGUUUGAAAAUAGUCUAUUUAAACAGGAUAUUUCCUUUAUUAUAACAAGCUUUAGAUAAGCUUCUAAUCAGUACAGCUAUGACAAAGCUUUAUCAAUACUAGUACUGUAUAAGAAAUGCAUGUGAUACAAGUUUUUAUUAAUAUUUUGAAGUUACCACAUGUCCAGUACAUGUUUUUAUACUAAAUUGAAUUUCGAUACCAGAUUAACUGUAUUAAGCUUCUAUUCAAGACUAAAACACACAUUAAAAACAAGUGCUUGAUGCAGUUAAUUAUUUUUAUUUAACUAGUCAUGAUCUUAAUCUCCGUUUUUUAUUAAUUUUGUGUACGAACUUAUUUAAGUAUGUUAUAGAAUAUAUUAUUGAACAAUGCUGAUGCUGCGUCUAAAUGAUGAGCACCAGUUAUGUUUUUAUAAAAAUCUGCUUUGCUUUUGUGUAUGAACAAAUCGUUGGUUGACCAAAUAUGCUAAUAAAAUAUCCAGAACACA
Molecule: messenger RNA, 3422 nt
Organism: Aethina tumida (small hive beetle)
Lineage: Eukaryota; Metazoa; Arthropoda; Insecta; Coleoptera; Nitidulidae
Product: actin-binding protein IPP
Exons: 7
Coding region: 228-2042 (604 amino acids)
Molecular function (GO): protein binding
Source: RefSeq, a predicted model, not a curated record